AUGACAGAAUUAUCAAAGGUGGCAUCAGAUGGUCUUCAUUUGGUCGUUUGGGAAGAGCAGCAUACAGAAAAUGUAUUAGUCGUCUGCGAUGAGUAUCUCAUACCCAUGCUUGCUCAGAUGGAGGCGAAAAGUCACAAUCUGAAGGAAGAGCAUGCUGAGGCUGUUGCGGCAUCUCUGAUUCUGGAUCACUGUCAUUCUGGAAGUGAGCUGGGAUUGCAGCGGCAACGCCGAGAGGAAGAAUAG
Molecule: messenger RNA, 243 nt
Organism: Penicillium soppii
Lineage: Eukaryota; Fungi; Ascomycota; Eurotiomycetes; Eurotiales; Aspergillaceae
Exons: 1
Coding region: 1-243 (80 amino acids)
Source: RefSeq, a predicted model, not a curated record